Cucurbitaria berberidis CBS 394.84 is the source of this 1045-nucleotide messenger RNA. Its product is annotated as RPB5 subunit of DNA-directed RNA polymerase. Gene Ontology annotation, cellular component: RNA polymerase II, core complex; RNA polymerase I complex; RNA polymerase III complex. Gene Ontology annotation, biological process: DNA-templated transcription. The record is from RefSeq and is a predicted model, not a curated record. NCBI's taxonomy places the organism in Eukaryota, Fungi, Ascomycota, Dothideomycetes, Pleosporales, Cucurbitariaceae. Bases 72 to 776 code for a protein of 234 amino acids. Gene Ontology annotation, molecular function: DNA-directed RNA polymerase activity; DNA binding. The transcript has 3 exons.
AUUCAACCUGCGCGACGACGAAUCCUGUGGCCGUUUCUUUACCCGUAUUUUCAAAGGCAUCGGCAGCGAACAUGGAGGGCGAGAAAUAUCAACCGAGUUUGAUCCGCAUGUGGAGAGUCUGGCGCACAGCGAAGGAGAUGAUGAAUGAUAGGGGCUAUCUGGUCAUAGAGGACGACAUGACUUUGUCGCUCGAGGAUUUCGCGCAGAAAUAUGCGCGCGAGGAUGGAGAACCAGACCGCUCGCGCCUUAACUUCUCCUGUCAACCUUCCGAAGAAAUGCUACUCAAAUACACCCCGGCCCCUACCAAGAAAGAACCCAACCCAACACCUGAAAUCGGCACAAUAUGGAUCGAGUUCAACAGCGACGAGAACGUGGGCUUGAAACAACUUCGCGACUACAUGGGUCAUUUGCUAAAUGGCUCCUUCUACUCCGGCAUCAUGGUCACUGUAAAGCCUAUGACAGGCAUGGCGAUCCGACUCCUGCGAGGCGCUACGGGAAUGAGCGACGGACCAAAGGGCGGCGUCGAGGUCUUUGUUGAGCAGGAUUUGUUGGUCAACAUUACGAAGCACGAGCUGGUGCCUAAGCAUGUACUGCUGAGCGCCGAGGAGAAGGAUCAGCUACUUCAGCGUUAUCGACUGAAGCAGACACAAUUGCCCAGAAUCCAGUCUACGGAUCCGGUCGCGAAAUACUUGGGGCUGAGGAGAGGAGCGGUGGUCAAAAUCAUUCGAAAGUCCGAGACGGCGGGAAGAUAUGCGAGUUAUCGAUGGGUUAUAUGAGGUCGUACAGAUUAGGAAAUCUUCACGCUUGAGGAAGGGAACGAGGCAGCCCUGCAACAAAGAGAACGGGUUAGACGCGGCGGAGAUUGAUCGGAAGCUUCGAAUUCGCUGUGUCUGAAAUGCGAAGUCCAGGGCUGUACUUCAUUUGGCAAGGCGUUUGGCGAACAGAAAGGUCUCUCGAGACAUGCAAUUGCGAAAAGCAGGCAGGGAUUUGUAGAAGCUUGAAUCCACAUAUAUGUAUACCAGUCACAAAGCGCUUUGAUUCCACC